Molecule: messenger RNA, 2352 nt
Organism: Didymodactylos carnosus
Lineage: Eukaryota; Metazoa; Rotifera; Eurotatoria; Philodinida; Philodinidae
Source: the annotation of a GenBank genome assembly
AUGACGCUACUCCAUGAAUACAGAAAACUAUCCGUUGAACAAGAAGAACUACUAGCUUCAUUACGAUUAACAUCAUUUCGCUCUUCUCCAUUUGUGAUUCUUUGUGGAACAGCCUUAUCAAUGAAUUCUGGAAUGCCCAUUGCUGGUAUACAACAUCUUGUUCAACAAUAUACUACAGCUGGAGAUUCGGAUGACAAUCAAAACUUACAUUCGGCCUGGGAACUAAUCAAACCUCAUUUUCAGACUGGACCACCUCGAAUACGGUUUGAAGCAGUUUUUGAUAUUAUUCAACAGUAUAUUGAUCCUAGUUUGUCUCUACUAGAUGUUCUGAAUAGUGGCUCAACAACACCAACUAAAGUGCAUGACGCACUAGCUAUUUUAGCUCUGACCUCAACUGUUGUAACAACGAAUUUUAAUCAUCUUAUUGAAGAUGCUGGUCGAUCACGCUGCUCUUCAAAAGCUGUUCCAUUUGAUGUGCUCUAUACAGAUGAACAUUUCAAGAACGCUUGUAUUUCGAUCAAUAACACUAUAUCUCCUCCUUUGAAAGGUUUGUGGAAACUGCACGGAACGGUUGCAAAAUGGGAAAAUAACGAAUGGUCUCUUAUACGAGCAGAUGAGAUGGGUGGUCCGAUAGUAACUCUUAAACUUCUUUCAUUAACCAGAGAAUCAGAAGAGCGUCGACUGUUUUUACAUCAUUUAUUAAGGACACGACCAGUCCUAGUAGUUGGCUAUAGUGGUAAUGAUGAUUUUGAUGUAACACGUUGGUUAAGGUCGGUCGAUACACCUCAACAUAUACUUUGGGUUCAGUGGAUGGAGAACUGUGCAGAACCUCUGUUUUACAAUGGAGUGGAUGUAGCCAAUGGUAUACCAGAUGAUAUUUCAAAAUUCGACCGAGGAUUGAUUGGUCUAGUCCGUGCUUGGGCUCUCCGAGGUAUAGCUGAUCAUCUGACAAUCGCUGCAACAUCUGAUCCUAACGCUAUAUUACUCGCUGUUGCCCAAUUGUAUGGCAAAGUUCAAAUCGAGAAAGAAGCAACGACGACAGAAGGCACAGAGUUUUCAUUACCAUUACCGACGAAAUGGCAAAGUUGUAUUGUUAGUGGUGCGAUGCUCGCUCAUCUAUCGUAUUUCUCUCAUGCCAAACGCUAUUUUGACUUGGCGACUGAAACAGCUGUUGUUGGUACUCGAGAAUAUUGUAUAGCAAAAUUAGCCGGUGCUGAAGCUGCUAUUGAAAUCGGGAAUCGAGUUGACCGUAUUCAAGCAAUGUAUGAUGCGCAAGACGCUGCACAGACUGCACCUUUAAGGGAAAGUUCUUGGGCAACACGUAAGGCACAAUAUUUGAGCGCGAUUGUAAAACGUUAUGUGGAAAAGGAUGGCGCAGCUGUUGCUAUAACUCUUUUACAAACUUUGCUAGAUGGCUGCGGCCGACCAACUGACGAUCAAGAAGGACGUGAGCGUAAUUUGGCGCUUGAUGUCGCAAUGCUAUUGGCACAAUUAAGACGAUUUUUACCGAAGAGUGACGAACCGUCUGAUUUAAUCAAGGAGUGGCUCGAAGCAGUACCAAAAAUCGGCCUUCUUCAAACAAAAGGUAUGAAUCUGCACGAAGUGGCAUUGAACAAGUAUCAAAUGGCAUCAAACAUUGUUGAGCUUGAUGAUGCUCUAAACAUAAUGAAAGAAGCUGUUGAAAUACGAGAAGAACUGGGACAUAUGCGUGGUCUUGUUGCUAGUCUAAAUGUACUUGGUUCUAUGUGUAUGAGACGAGCUGACUGGCAUUUUCCAUCCAACGAGACAUACGUCAAAGAUGCUGCUGAUUGUUUUCGUCAGUCAUUAGAUUAUUCCGAUAAACAUGCUUCUGAAUUCGAUCAGUUUCAAGCACGUAUUCAUCUAGCCGUGUGUCUUAUUCGUUAUCCAUCGAGUGCAAAAACAUCUGAUGAACUUCCACAACUGUUAAAUUAUUUUCAAAGACAACGAAGUCCAGAUGAUUGCCGAACAAAAGUUGAAAGUGACUUUUGUUUGGCCAUGAGUGUGUUUGUUUGCCCUUCUGUGUCCAUAAAUGAGGCUUGUGCGCGUUGCCAAAAUAGUUUUAAUGAAAUUUUAGCGAACUAUGAGCCGAGCAACGAUGCUCGUUUAAUUCGAAUACUUGGUGCAGCUCGUUUCAAUGCAGAAUUAUGUCAAAACUGGAUGAACAGACAACCUCAUGCACCGACGUUCGAUCUAACAAAACGAAUUACAACAAGAAAUGCAUCCACAGUGGGAAAUGCUUAUUGGGAUAUGCGUAUUAAACAAGCGGAAACUCUACUUCCAGCUGAUGUAAAAGAACAUUUGCGACUUCUUUUGGACCCAAUUUCACCAUAG